AUGGACAACUGUGAUUUGGAGAAGCUCUCUGUUUCUGCUGGGAAGCUCCAUCCAGACUUCACACCACAAGUCACAGACUACCAAGUGACAGUGGAGAGCGAUGUCAGCCAAGUGACUCUGGACCUGACUACUAGUGACUGUGGAGCCUCAUACAGCAUUCUCUUUGGUGACCGUUCCAGCACCAUUCACCUGAAGGAUGGCUUGAACAGAGUAGAAAUCGAGGUGGCAGCCGAGGAUGGCACCUUGAAGAAAUACAGCGUGGAAAUCACCAAGCUGUCAGCGAAGAUCGCAGAGCUCAGCGAUCUGGUUUUGGAGGGAGAUAUUCCACUUGAACCUGCAUUUUGUACCAAAGUCUAUGAAUACAAUAGUAUUGUUCCCUUUUACUGUAAAUCCGUCACACUGCUUCCCAAAGUGCCAGACAGAAACAUAAAAUGCACGGUGAACGGGCUGAGCAGCUCACAACCAGUCGACCUGAACGCUGGAGACACUGUGGUGGAGAUUUCAGUGUGCUCAGCAGAUGGCAGUGUUUCACAGGCGUACAAAGUGUUGGUGACUCGGGAACUUGUUCCGAUGCCGGUGACCUUCACUGAUGGGAAGCAGCAGCUGGACUACGAAUGUCCAGUUUCCCUGAGUGCGUUUUACAGGCCUGUGUCUAUCAAGCACAGCGAUCCAAAGAGCAUCUUCUCAAGGCCUUACAUUGAGAUGCUGGCACGGAGAUCAAAAGUCGACCCACUUAGCGAUUGUCCCCUGGGAGACGGCUGGAAGGUCGCUGAACUGGAACUCGACAGGAGGAUGUCAGCCUCCCUGGUCAAGUGUUCCUUUUUUUACCGAGGAUGUGACAGUGUGAUCAAACUGUCCGAGCUGGGGUCACACUCUCUGGACUGUCCACACAAGCCCACAGGGGACCUGGAUGCAAAGGAUGUCACUGAGACAGAGUGGUACAAGAAGCACUUUGAAUCGUCCGGGUGUUUGGAGAUAGAGACUAAACACACUUGCGAGAUGCGCAGCUGGGAGAAGAGACUACAAAUGACCACCGGAGACGACGAUGUGGAUAAACUGUGUGCUCUGGCCCAGGAGCACCUGAAGCUCUACAGGCAAAACCUGCCAAAACCAGGGGACCUGUUGCGAUACGAAGACGGUCAGUCUCCUCUGCAUAGCCUGGAGCAGGCUGCUGUCUGCUAUGCGUCAGCUAUCAGACUCGGCUCCAGAGAUGCCAGGCUGCACUUUCUGCUGGGCCUGGUUCUGGAGGAGCAGCACCACGCUACGGGGAUGUACGGCCUUCAGAGGAAGGCUGACAGGGACAAAGGUGAAGUAAGCGAUGCCAAAUCUGCAGCGCAUCAGGAUGACAUCCUGGCUGUGUGUAAACUGCACGGUUUCCUCGGCACACCCACUGUGGAGAACCAGCUGCAGGCCUUGGAUAAGGAGUAUCAGCAGCUCAAAGAGCAGGGCCAGUCGAACAAAGCAGACUAUGUUCAGACCCUUUAUAUCUGGCUCUCCAGGAAAACUGGCAAGGACAGCAAUGCAGCGCUGCAGGACGAGGGGAGCAGCGUCCACCGAGCCCUCAUGAAGUACCUGGAUGCCUGGUGUCUGAGUCCAGACAGCUGGGAGUACAACCUCCACGCAGGAAGGCUGCUGCUGCUGCAGGGAAGGAGCAGGGAGGCCCUGCAGCACCUUCAGAGUGGCCUGGCGUUGCGUCCCCUACAUCCUGCUCUCAGGUUCUUCACGGGGCUGGCUCUGCUGCAUCAGGAGCAGAAAGCGUCUGAGGACACCGAGAAGGAGGCUGCUCUGUUCUUACAACAGGGACUGGAGCACUUUGUCAGCCAGCGCUGCAGCAAGAGCUGGGUGGAUCAGGAUCCGUCAGACCCCCUGUCCGGCCUCAGUACACAUUUCCUGCGAGGCCUCCUCACUCUGGGUCAGCUGCAGCAGAGAAACACGCUGUCUGGAAAAGCCGUGAGCGCCGAGCUGGUUUAUCACAUCGUAGCGGUGCUGACUGCCCAGAGUGUGAGUCAGUGUGUGUGUCGUGGCGAGGCGAGCAGGCAGCUGGAGUGGGUGCUGCUGGAUGCUCACUUUGCCCUGCUGCAGAGGCUGAUCCAGCAGAGCCAGGCUAAGACUGGCACCGAGAGGCCCUCCCUGGUGGCCAAGAGAUGCCAGGCCCUCGCCGCUCUCAUACGUCUCACCUCCAUCGCCCCUUGUCAGGAGCUGCUGGACAUGCAGGAGCGGACAUGCCAGCUAGCAGUGGUGACCACGCCGCGGGACAGCCACACCCUCUGUCUGCUGGGUCUGGCCCAGCUGACUCAGUAUGACAACAACCCAAAUUCAGAGAGGUCAAAGGAAGCAAUAAGAGAUGCCUGCCUCAGCUUCCAGGCCAGCGUUGAACUGGAACUCAAGACUCAGUCGGGGGAGCCACCUGAACAGCUGAGCAAGCAGAAGUGGUGGCAGGACCGCCUGCAGGCUGAAAACAAGAAAGCUCCCAAGCAGUCCGCCGCCCAACCAGCAGCAGCAGCAGCAGCAGCAGCGAAGGGUCCUUGUGACACCGGUGUGGCAAAAAGAGGAGCCAAGCAGGGCAGAGGAGGGCCGAGCCAAGGGCGAGUAGCUGUAACCAAAGCUCCUCCAGCUCCUGUCAGGGGGGCCAAGGCUGCCCGGCCUCCAGCCAGAGCUCCUGCAGCCAGGGGGAGAGCUGGAGCAGCUGCCAAGCCGGAUAGAUCAGCUAAACCCUCCAACAGCAGCACCAAAGCCCAGCUCCCCGCCAACAAGUCUAAACAGGAGCGUCGUCCUGAUGGUGUUGAGAAGGCAGAGGUUGUUGUUUCAGAGGCAGACCGAGUCGGCGUGUCCAGCCCAGUGAACCGCAGGUCUCAUGUGCCAAGGCUGGGUCUGGCUCGAGCCCUCUCACGCUCCGCGGACACCCAGGAUCAGGCGAAACAGCUCUACCGGGAGGUCAUCGCCAUGGCACCAGGGGUCCACGACGUCUACAUCGAGCUUGUGCAGCUGCUGGAGCCUGCCGACCCUCGGGCUGCGGUGGACGUGUACUGCAGAUUCCCUCUGAAGCCCGUGGCCGAGCAGAGCUUCGACGACGCCUUCAUCACGGGAGAGACCGUUCGCCUGCUGAUGUCGCAGGAGCAGUACGACCACCCACAGCUGGGCUCCUGCCUCGUAGCACACGGCAAAGUCAUGGGCCUCAGUUGCAUAGAGAAAUACAUCGACAUUCUGGAUGCAAAGUCCAUGACCAGGCUGCUGAAGAGCAUCUACGCGAGGAUCCACGACCGACAGGAGGACGACGAGGAACUACAGGACUUCUUCAAGUUCAAAUGCUGGAUAUGAAGUUUGUAACCUGAUCUCAUCUUU
This is a messenger RNA of Stegastes partitus (bicolor damselfish), 3342 nucleotides long. Lineage: Eukaryota; Metazoa; Chordata; Actinopteri; Pomacentridae. The record is from RefSeq and is a predicted model, not a curated record.